Molecule: messenger RNA, 3875 nt
Organism: Sciurus carolinensis (gray squirrel)
Lineage: Eukaryota; Metazoa; Chordata; Mammalia; Rodentia; Sciuridae
Gene: Ldlrad3
Product: low density lipoprotein receptor class A domain containing 3
Exons: 7
Coding region: 150-1193 (347 amino acids)
Biological process (GO): receptor-mediated endocytosis
Cellular component (GO): plasma membrane
Molecular function (GO): protein binding
Source: RefSeq, a predicted model, not a curated record
UAGAAGCUCCACAUCCAUCUGUGGCCCCAGAGUUGAAUGGUUUGGAAGAGUGACGGCCGCAGGGCUGGAGCCUGUAGCUGACCGCAUUGUAUAGCCAGCUGCUGCCCGGGAACAACUUCACCAACGAGUGCAACAUUCCAGGCAACUUCAUGUGCGGCAACGGGCGGUGCAUCCCGGGCGCCUGGCAGUGCGACGGGCUGCCCGACUGCUUCGACAAGAGUGACGAGAAGGAGUGCCCCAAAGCUAAAUCCAAGUGUGGCCCCACGUUCUUCCCCUGCGCCAGCGGCGUCCACUGCAUCAUUGGCCGCUUCCGGUGCAACGGGUUUGAGGACUGUCCUGACGGCAGCGACGAGGAGAACUGCAAUUCUCAUCCUCUUUCCACAAUCUCUGUGCCAGACACCACGCAAGAUGCUGCAGGGAACACAAAGAUGGGUCAGACAGAGACCCUGACAUCCUUGAGCUUAUUCUCAACAGCAAACCCCCUGCUCUGCUCCACCGCCCGCUUCCACUGCAGGAACGGCCUCUGCAUCGACAAGAGCUUCCUCUGCGACGGGCAGAAUAACUGUCAGGACAACAGUGACGAGGAGAGCUGCGAAAGUUCUCAAGAGCCAGGCAGCGGACAGGUGUUCGUGACCUCGGAGAACCAGCUGGUGUACUACCCGAGCGUCACCUACGCCAUCGUCGGCAGCUCCGUCAUCUUCGUGCUGGUGGUGGCCCUGCUGGCUCUGGUUCUGCAUCACCAGCGAAAGAGGAAUAACCUCAUGACGCUGCCCGUGCACCGGCUGCAGCACCCCGUGCUGCUGUCCCGCCUGGUGGUCCUGGACCACCCCCACCACUGCAACGUCACCUACAACGUCAACAACGGCAUCCAGUACGUGGCCAGCCAGGCCGAGCAGAACGCCUCGGAAGUGGGCUCCCCGCCCUCCUACUCCGAGGCCCUGCUGGACCAAAGACCUGCGUGGUACGACCUUCCUCCACCACCCUACUCUUCUGACACCGAGUCCCUGAACCAAGCUGACCUGCCUCCUUACCGCUCACGGUCGGGGAGUGCAGACAGCGCCAGUUCCCAAGCAGCCAGCAGCCUCCUAAGCGUAGAAGAUGUCACCAGCCACAGCCCAGGGCAGCCUGGCCCUGCAGAGGGCACCACUCAGCCCAGGGACUCUGUGCCCAGUGAGGGCACUGAACAAGUAUAAAUCCAGCGGUUCCAAAGUCCACAUGGGCUCAUCGGCUCCAGCUUGUUACAUUCUAGCAACUUGUGCCUAUGAGAAGCUCUUCAAGCUCCUUUAAGGGUGUCUCAAGUUGAAGUUUGGGGUGUCAGCUGCCUCUUGGUUCCUCUCCUUCCCCACAUUUCAGGAAUGUCCUUUGGAGGGAGACCUGGCAUUAUUCAGGCCUCUCAGUUGCCCUGAAACAUUGCCACCUUUCGUGUGAGGUCCCUCUUCCUCUGGGGCCCACCACCACGGCCUCCCACUGCACACGUUGUGUUAAUGUUGGAAUCGCUCUGAGUAGCAGAUGGAAAUGUGCAGCAGCAGGAUGCAGUGGUAUUUCAGCAGUCUGAGAAAGCGGUGUUUCUGUGCUGUGUUGUGUGUCCAGAAGGGCCGAAGACACUGGACCCAAUUCUCUGCUGGGCUACAACCUUCUUAGCUCCACUUGAGGAUCUGGGAUGGGUGGUCCUACCAGGAGGCCAUCCCUGGCUGGUCACCCUAAAAUGCGUCCAGGUGCAUCAUCCUAAGCUUUGCUCUCGCUUCAGCAGAGGCAGUGGCCAAAGAAAACUUUGACACGAGGAUACCCUUUGACUCUCAGCAGGGUCAUUUUGGUUUUGUGAAGGACCAUCCACCCCAGUUAGGUUCUGGCUUUAGAAAUCUUCCCCAGAAUCCUUGUUGGGAGAGCUUGUUCCAGCAGCAUGGCUCAUCCACCUCGACUCAGAAUCAGCAGAGAGGUGCCUUCUGUGAGUCUGAUCAAGUUCUUCACUCCUAACAUGCUGCCAGAACCUGGUCCUGCUGUGGCCCCACAGUCCCCUCCCCUUCCAGCUGACCUGCUGUAGCCCAAGGAUGAGGACCCAACUGGAGUUAGCCAAUAAUCUGAUCUGGCCCUUUUUCCCAGUAGACCGCACCAGCCUGUCUUGCUCAGCUUUGACCCUUGACUCUUCAGUUCCCUCAACACCCCAGAGUCUUAUUUUCCCUGUGCAUUUGGACCUGACGACAUAAAAGCCAUACUCAGUACCUCCCCUGAGAGCUCCCAGCAACCUGUGCAGCGCACGCCCUCCCUCCCAACGUCCAGGACCAGCACCCCAAGUUAGGGUUAGGGUUUGGGUCGGGUCCCUCCUCACAUCCCAGUAGAAUUUCUCCUCUGAGACACAUGGGCAGUAGACAGUUUGGAGUCAAGAUUUUCCAUUUGGAUUUUUAAAAAUCUCUUAGAAAUGCAUUUGAAACAGUGUGUUUGUUUUUUUCCCUUCUAGUUAAGGGACUAUUUAUAUGUGUAUAGAAAAGCCGUCUCUUUGUUUUGUUUUGUUUUUUUCUUUAGUAAGGUCCAAAGAAAAAUGCAAAAUGAUAAGUCACCCCUGGCUGACCCGUGUGCCCAAGCAUCUGCGCGUUGCCACACUUGAAGGUUAUUAUUUAUGGAGUUCUUGAUGGAUGCAGAGAGAGAUGCGUCCUUCAGGUCUAGUCUAUAUUUAUGCUUGUUUUCCUUUUUCUCUCUUGUCUAACCAGCCACAGGGCCCACCCUGUGAGGGAGACAUGGGUAAAAACUUAAGCAUUGUUUGGCCAGAAACCGCCCCAAGGAGGGACAAAACUGGAACCAGGUGGAGCCACUCUGGGCAGCUGUCACCCAUUCAAGCCUUCUUUCCACAGCAGAAGAAAUUGUCAGUAACCUAUUUGACGCUAAUUAAAACAGAGCCUGCGGGAAGCAGGUGAAGAAGUGGCUUUCAGGACUCUUUCUGUAGACUUUGCUUUUUUUUUUAACCAAAUCCAAAGUACAUUACAGGAAAGCUAGCCACUGGGUUUUGUUUGUUUUGUUUUGUUGGUUUUUUUUUUUUUUUUUUUUAAGUAAAGGAACCUGCUUGCUUGUGUCUUUCAUUUUUAAAAUAGCACUUGAGUUAUUUCCUGAAUAAUCCCAUAAAAAUAACUUGGAUGGCAGACAGUGUCUGGCUGCACAUGCCAUCUCCUGUGAGUCAGAGUGGCUUUAUUUUGUCCCUUUGAUGGGCCCCUGCUUCUUUCUGGUGCUCUGGAAGAUGUUUAGAGGAAAGGAUUCUAAUUUUAAUUAAUUGUGCGCUGAGUUAAUCUCACCCGCUUUUCUGCUUCCAGGCAUCUUAGAAAAAACAAAUGGUUUUAGGAGAUAAGGGGAGCCUAUUAAUGCUGUUUUUAAAAACAAACACAGGGACAUUUUAUUACAGAUUUGAGUUUUAAUGGAUUUUUUAUUUAAAAAAAAAUAUAUAUAUAUAUAUAUAAAUAAGACACCAAAGCUGCAGGAUUUUGAAUCCCCCACCACCCCAGUCAAGAUGUCAAAUAAGUGGCCAGCAAUAUUUUUUAACUCAUUCCAACCAGGAUUAUGUUUUUACAUACACAUUGCCUAAAUCUACACCAACCAGAAAACGAUCCCUCCUUUCUUUUCUCAGAUGAGAUCAGUGUUUAUUUUAGCAUUAAGAUAGUUUCACUGUGAUUGCUAGCUUAUUGCCUGACUGUACUUCCUCUACCUUAAAAUUGAUGUUUUUUUUUUUUUUUUUUAAUGUAACUAAGUGGUUAAUAAAUAAUGUGUGAUGUUCAGAGUUAAUGUAAACUGGAAAGGUUGUGUUUGGUUGCUUUUUGUCUUUUAAUUAGGCUUGGUUUUGGUUUUUUAAAAAAUUUUUAUACUUUCAAAUAAACUUACAGUUUCAUUCUUUC